GGCGCCGACAACAAUCAUUCGGAUCAGUGGGUCAGGCAUUUGUUGCGGCGAAAAUGGCUAGCGCUAAGACGUUCUACGACCUCUCUGCGAAGCUGCUAACGGGAGAAAUACUAAAAUUUUCCUCCCUAAAGGGCAAAGUUGUGCUUAUUGAGAAUGUCGCGUCCCUCUGAGGCACGACCACCAGGGAUUACACCCAGAUGAACGAGCUCCACGAGCGCUACAGCGAGAAGGGGCUUGUGGUUCUGGGGGUGCCCUGUAAUCAGUUCGGACAUCAGGAGAACUGUAAGAACGAUGAGAUUCUGCAGUCCCUGAAGUAUGUCCGUCCAGGAAACGGUUUUGAGCCCAAGUUUCAGCUGUUGGAGAAGGUGGACGUGAACGGGAAGGAUGCCCACCCCAUGUUCGUUUUCCUCAAGGCGAAACUGCCGUUCCCUAGCGACGACUCCACAUCCUUAAUGAGCGACCCCAAGUUCAUUAUCUGGAGCCCAGUCUGCAGGAACGAUGUCGCCUGGAAUUUCGAGAAAUUCCUCAUUGGCCCGGAUGGAGAGCCGUUCAAGCGUUACAGCCGGAACUUCCUGACCAGCGACAUCGAGGGGGACAUCAAGAAGCUUCUCAGCUUGGCGAAAUAAACUGUCCCUGGCGUUGUCUGCACAGAGGCAAGGGUGGUGCAUGCAGAGAAUGUAUUGAAACAACUUGAGCACUGUGACAGCUGUGAAAUUUUUCAUUAACCUCCCAGCUUGUGUGUAGUCCGAAGACACCUUAACUGGAUUUCGUACUUGUCACAGUAACUGCUUUUUCCUGCACAUUUUUGCCUCUGUAAGAAAAUGCCUGUUUUAAACUGGCUGUGCUUUCCUGUGCAAGAUGCUGCUGUGUUUGGCUUCUACUGCAUGAAGGCAUCCUUUGAAACCUUUUUGUGAGAAGGAUGUCUGAUGAAAAUGUACAAGUCUUAAACCUAUCAGCAGCAUUUGGUCCAUGUAGAUCACGGCCAAGUUUUUCUGUUAUUG
Megalops cyprinoides (Indo-Pacific tarpon) is the source of this 1001-nucleotide messenger RNA. RefSeq names its product glutathione peroxidase 2-like. Gene Ontology annotation, cellular component: cytosol; mitochondrion. Lineage: Eukaryota; Metazoa; Chordata; Actinopteri; Elopiformes; Megalopidae. Gene Ontology annotation, molecular function: glutathione peroxidase activity. The transcript has 2 exons. Gene Ontology annotation, biological process: response to selenium ion; glutathione metabolic process; hydrogen peroxide catabolic process. The record is from RefSeq and is a predicted model, not a curated record.